Prorocentrum cordatum is the source of this 1608-nucleotide messenger RNA. Lineage: Eukaryota; Dinophyceae; Prorocentrales; Prorocentraceae. The record is from the annotation of a GenBank genome assembly.
AUGAAGGAGUACAUGCCCGCUCUGGCACUGGUGGUCUUGCAGAUGGCCGUUCCAAUAGUGUGCAGUCAGUUUGCGCAACGGUAUGAGAGGUACAAGAUCCAGUCUCAAAUCGCGUGCAUCACACUGAAGCGCAAUUUCAGAUUCCAAUUGGCCACGUUGUGGGUCACCGUUGUUUGUGCUCGCAUGGCUAGCACUAUUCAAGAACAGCUUAACACUGUAGUGGAGCACCCCGUCCAGAUCUUCGAGAUCUUGCGAAUUGCUGUGCCAGAAGUGUCGGUCUUUUUUCUGAACUACAUCAUGGCUCAGAUGGCUGUGACCACCCCACUACUGUUGUGGCAACCGCUGUGGACCUCCCCGCCCAAGCCGCAGCUACUAGACGCAAUCACCGAGUCCAUUCAUGGCAAGAAAUCUGCCCCAGGGGACGGAGCCACUCGCCAGAACGACCAACACAAAGCAAGAGGUGAGGAACCACCUGAGCAGAAAAGUGACACCAAAGGAGAUCUUGAGAAAGCGUGUCCGCAGGCUGCCGAAAUUUCUAAGCACCCACGCGUAUGCCCUGACUUGCCACUUGAGUGUACGAAGCUGGGCAUCCUGCUCGUAUUGUCUCUACUGUAUUCUGUAAUUGCUCCAGCCCUGAUGCCUGCUUGCAUGCUCUUCUUUGCGGUCGCUUUCCUGAUAUACACUUGGUUAUGCCUUUCAGUGUGGAGUAUGGACUUUGAUUGCCAAGGCAAUUGCUGGUUCGAAAUCUUCCACACAACGAUGAUGGGUCUUGUCUUGGGGACAGUGUCGUUUACCGCUUUGGCGUUUGGCGCUGGUGAGCACGGGGAAUUUUCAGCCUUGAUCGUGCUCUGCGUUCUGGAAGUAUUUGCUUGGUAUGGAAUCAGGAAGCACUUCGCCUUGCCUGCGCACUUCAUGUCUUUGGAGGACGCUAGCGCGCUGGACGAAAAGUGCGGCGACGCCACCCACAUGCUGGACAAGCAGUAUUACAUGAACCCGAUGCUCAAGCGCAGCGAAGACGUGGUGGUCCAAGGGGAAGUCAAAGUGGUUCAGCAUGAGGAGGAGGAGCAUGCAGAGCAGCUGCGGGCCAGCGAACCUCUGGCAGCCUCACGCGCGGUUGCUGGGGACGGCCCGGAAGCUGCGCGAGGUUCUUCGACCGGCGCAGCUUGCAGUGAGGCCGUUGUGCCCGCAACCGGCGUGCUGCCCACAGGAACAGGCCCACGCCCAGCAGCCAGCUCGCUCCGCCGGCGGCCCAGCCCGCCACCGCGCUGCUCGCCGCCUCCGCGUGCGCGGCCGGCCUGCUCCGGCCCUGGACGGACGGCAGAGCGGUUGCGAGGUUCCACUAGGUCGUGUGUUUCGAGAUCUGGGCCUCCUAGAUUCGGGAAGAUGCCACGCCGACGGGCUCCCUGCAGCGGCGCGUCGUCGACGCUGCUCUUGCUCCCCGUUGCGCUGGGGCUCCAGCGGCACGCGACGCCGGCCCGCGCCGAGGCGUCCCCGUGCGAGCGCCCCGCCGCCCGGCUGCGCACCGCUGGCGACGCCGCCUCGCGGCGGCCUCGCGGGUGCUCCCUCCGCUGCGGCCGGGCGGCCGCAAGGCUCCUGCGAGAGGUCGCC